Messenger RNA from Triticum aestivum (bread wheat), 2410 nucleotides. RefSeq names its product probable auxin efflux carrier component 1c. The transcript has 6 exons. The record is from RefSeq and is a predicted model, not a curated record. Gene Ontology annotation, biological process: auxin polar transport; auxin export across the plasma membrane. The coding region runs from base 224 to 1984 and encodes 586 amino acids. Gene Ontology annotation, molecular function: auxin efflux transmembrane transporter activity. NCBI's taxonomy places the organism in Eukaryota, Viridiplantae, Streptophyta, Magnoliopsida, Poales, Poaceae. Gene Ontology annotation, cellular component: plasma membrane; endoplasmic reticulum.
CCCCUCAUUGGCUCCCCCGCCUGCCUCCCCCCGAUCGCCAAACUCCCCGACCCCGCCGCGCGGCCACCGCGCCCGCGCCAUAAAUCAAGCUAGCGCUGCUUCACUUGAACAACGCCGCACCUCACCGCCACCGCACACCUCCCCUGCCGCGCCGCCGUGACAGCGUAGGAAGGAAGAGCGAGCGAGCGUUUGUUGGCGCAGCGGCGGCGGCCGGCACGGCAAGAUGAUCACGGGCACGGACUUCUACCACGUCAUGACGGCGAUGGUGCCGCUGUACGUGGCGAUGAUGCUCGCGUACGGCUCCGUCAAGUGGUGGCGCAUCUUCACGCCGGACCAGUGCUCCGGGAUCAACCGCUUCGUCGCGCUCUUCGCCGUGCCGCUGCUCUCCUUCCACUUCAUCUCCACCAACAACCCCUACACCAUGAACCUCCGCUUCAUCGCCGCCGACACGCUGCAGAAGCUCAUCGUGCUCGCGCUGCUCACGCUCUGGAGCCACCUCUCCCGCAACGGCUCCCUCGAGUGGACCAUCACGCUCUUCUCCCUCUCCACGCUGCCCAACACCCUCGUCAUGGGCAUCCCGCUCCUCAAGGGCAUGUACGGCGACGAGUCCGGCAGCCUCAUGGUGCAGAUCGUGGUGCUCCAGUGCAUCAUCUGGUACACGCUCAUGCUCUUCAUGUUCGAGUACCGCGGCGCCAGGAUCCUCAUCACCGAGCAGUUCCCCGACACCGCCGGCGCCAUCGCCUCCAUCGCCGUCGACCCGGACGUCAUGUCGCUCGACGGCAGGAGGGACAUGAUCGAGACGGAGGCGGAGGUCAAGGAGGACGGCAAGAUUCACGUCACCGUGCGCCGCUCCAACGCCUCCCGCUCCGACAUAUACUCGCGCCGCUCCAUGGGGUUCUCCAGCACCACGCCGCGCCCCAGCAACCUCACCAACGCCGAGAUCUACUCGCUGCAGUCGUCGCGGAACCCCACGCCCCGGGGCUCCAGCUUCAACCACACCGACUUCUACUCCAUGGUGGGCCGCAGCUCCAACUUCGCCGCCGGGGACGCGUUCGGCCCGGUGGUGCGCACCGGCGCCACCCCGCGUCCGUCCAACUACGAGGAGGACAAGGCCGGCAACAACAACAACAGCAAGUACGGGCAGUACCCGGCGCCCAACCCCGCGAUGGCGGCGCCGCAGAAGCCGGCCAAGAAGGCGGCCAACGGGCAGGCCAAGGGCGAGGACGGCAAGGACCUGCACAUGUUCGUGUGGAGCUCCAGCGCGUCGCCCGUGUCCGACGUGUUCGGCAACGGCACCGAGGCGUACAACGACGCCGCCGCCAAGGACGUCCGCGUGGCCGCCGCCUCGCCGCGCAAAGCGGACGGCGUGGAGCGUGACGAGUUCAGCUUCGGGAACAAGGAGAGGGACGCGGAGGCCGGCGACGAGAAGGCCGCGGCGGAGCAGGGCACCGCGGGCCUGGUGGCGGCGCCCACGGUGAUGCCGCCGACCAGCGUGAUGACCCGCCUCAUCCUCAUCAUGGUGUGGCGCAAGCUCAUCCGCAACCCCAACACCUACUCCAGCCUCAUCGGCCUCAUCUGGUCCCUCGUCUGCUUCCGGUGGAACUUCGUCAUGCCGGCGAUCAUCAUGAAGUCCAUCGCCAUCCUGUCCGACGCCGGCCUCGGCAUGGCCAUGUUCAGCCUCGGGCUGUUCAUGGCGCUGCAGCCGCGGAUCAUCGCGUGCGGGAACAAGCGGGCGACGUUCGCCAUGGCCGUGCGGUUCUUGACCGGCCCGGCCGUCAUGGCCGCCGCCUCCAUCGCCGUCGGCCUCCGCGGCACCCUCCUCCACAUCGCCAUCGUGCAGGCAGCGCUGCCCCAGGGCAUUGUCCCCUUCGUCUUCGCCAAGGAGUACAGCGUGCACCCCGACAUCCUCAGCACGGCUGUCAUCUUCGGCAUGCUCAUCGCGCUGCCCAUCACGCUGGUCUACUACAUCCUGCUGGGGCUGUGAGCUAACGGAGACACGGCCGGGCUGCGUGCAACCAUGCCGGCGUGGCGUAGGAGACAGACGGACAGAGGAGGGGACAAGGGAGCUGCAGCGGCUCCAUGCGCCUGCCGGGGACAUGAUGCGUGCUGCUCCUGCAUGCAUGAGGGAGGCUAAUUACUAGGAUUCUUAAUUAGGUGUAGGGAUCAGAUGGGGUGAGGGGAGGAAUGUUUAGGGCAAGAGUUUCAGUUGUUGGUAAAUUAAAGGACUACCAAAAUCAAAGGUUGGGGAGGAUCAAUCCGGUUUGGGGUUUUAGAAGAUGUAUGCCCAUGUGUGUGUUGGCAGAGGUUUCUUUCCCUGGAGAGAGGAUUGCUGUGCUGGGCUGGGCUGGGUUGGCCUUGUAAAAUGGAUGUCAAUUUGAUGAAAUUAAUGCUAGAGCUCUUGUUCACCUUA